CACAAUUGAAAGUUUUCUAUUCAAUCUUAAUUGAUUUUUUAUAAUUUUACACAUAAAAGAAAUUACUCUUUGGUGUUAUUAUAAUAUAUAAAAAAUCAUCGGAAAAUCUCUUUUCUUAUAUUCAAUCAGUAGUAGUAAAAAUACAUGCUCAAUGUCUAUUCAUCAUUUCAUUAUUGUUUAAUCAAUUAUGUGAUAGGUUAUUCAAUCGAUUAAUUUAUUAUUUAUGUUGAUUGGUUUGUCUGUAAUCAAUUAAAGAAGAAAACAAAAAAGAAUGAAUAAAAUUUGUUUAUAAAUUUAAAGAAAUGUAUAAUCAUUGUCAUUGGAUUCCAAUUGCAAUGCCAGAGAUGUAUGGAGUUAUAUUUGGUGAACAUGCGGGUCUCAUACAUGCUUGUUCUGAUGCAUUGAGACAGUAUUGUGAAAGCCUUUGGUACUCUGGAUUAGAAUACAAACGUCCGACUCAUGAAGAAAUUUUAGCCAAAUGUGGAAUACUUUUCUAUGGGCAACCAAUACCAGUAAAUAUUCUUUAUGCAUUUUACUAUCAACUGGAAAAUUUAUUCGCUAUGAGUAAAGUAAUUCAUUCCAUUCGUACAGUUAUGGAUUGGUUAGAUGCAACAGAAAAUCAUGCUUCAAGAAUAUUAUCAAUAUAUGAAAUGAAUUCACAGUUAAAUCAUUUUGAAGAAACAUUGGCAGAUCAUUUAAAAGCACUCAAGUUAUGUGAUCGUUUAUUAGAUAAUCUGGGUUCAAUUUAUCAUCGUGUACGUCCUUUAAAAAAAGGACAAACUAUUCUAGCUAGAGCUUUAACAGAUUUUGAAUCAAAACAGAUGAAAUGCAAGGUAUAUAUGAAUCACUUUUAUAGGAUUACAUCCAAUCAAAAUCCUCAUGCAUGGCAGAUAAGUAAUCCCGGACAUGCAAUUCCGUCAUUAUUCCUCGAUGUUUCUACUGAGUUUGGUGAAAAAUUAAUCCUAAAACGACUUCAAAAAAGAUUUGAAGAAUUCCUAAUCAUGUGUCAUGGCCGUGCUCGUCGUCAACUAUUCUCACGUAUUACAAAAUUGCUACAUAAUUCUAAACGUUAUUCAACACUUCCUGCAAUGUUUAAACCAAGUGAUUCUCCAGUUUCUUCAAGCGCUCUCUGUGGCUUAUACUUUCCACGUUCACCUGAUCCAGCCAAACGAUGGCGUCCUUCAAACAAUGCUAAAAUAUUUUCUCGUCAACCAGCCUAUUUGGAUUAUGAAAGUCCUCAAGAAGCAUUACUACCUCAUACAAUCCGAAUAUUAUUGACUCGGUUAAGAAAUUGGUUACAUCAGUUGCCUCCUCCUGGUGUGAUUAUGGAAAGUUCAAAGUUGUCAACAUUUAAUUCAAAUAAAUGUCAACAAAAUAACAUUAAUUUGAUCCAAGGAAGUAAUGUAGUUAAUGAACUGCGUAAAUGGUGGAAAUUCACUCAUAAAACAGUUGAAAAUCGUGAUCAAUUGGAAAAAAUAGUUGCCGAUGCUACUUUUAUAAAAAAACUGAAUGAUAUUAUGCAAACAAAAAUUAAUACUGAAGUGGAAAAACAUAGAAAACAAUAUGAAUCAAAUAAAAAUUUGACUAAUUCAAGCACGUUUGAAAGCCAUCCAAAGCUUACAAAGGCCCUUGUGGAUGAACUACUCUCAAGAAUAGGAGCCCAAUUUUAUCACCCACGAUCUGGACAACUAUAGAAGUACUCAACGUAUAAUGGAUGGUAUUGAUAUAGCAUUACCUUAUACAUUUCCUGGAGUACAAUUAUUUGACAAACUAAUUAAAGAUGAUUAUAAAUUAAGAUCUUAUUUGAAAGAAAUAUGAACUUAUUCAUAAACAUUAAACGCUUAUUAUUUCUCAUAUUCAUAAAAAUCAUAAUUCUUCAACACAAGAUGAUAAUAUUUCAAUGAAUCAUGACAAUACUUUCUCAUCAAAUUCUUAUACAUUUAAUAUUCAAAAUCAUCGUCAUUAAUUCCAAUCACAUAAAAUCUAACUGUUUUACUUAUAUUUUCAAUAAUAAAACUUAAUAGUAGUAUAUAUAGUUAGUAGUAUAUAUAUAAUAAAUGUAAAAUUUAUAUAUGAAAUGAUAUACAAUAUAGACAAACCUGUUCAUGAAUAAUUUUUGAAUGAUGAUUAUUAUUUAUUGGUACAAUGAUUUCUGUAAAUGAUACAAUUGGUGAUAUUGUACUAAUUGGUAAUGAUUGAUUAUUGAUAGAAUUGAAAGGAUAUUGAUUAAAUGGAAUCAAUGGUGUUGAAUAAUUUCUAGAAUGAUUGAGUUUCAAUUGUUGAUUAUUAAUAAAAUCUUUAGGUUUAUGAUCUAUAUUAUCAGUAGUUUUAGUAAUAUUGAAUAAAUUUUUAUGAUGU
Schistosoma rodhaini is the source of this 2358-nucleotide messenger RNA. The record is from the annotation of a GenBank genome assembly. NCBI's taxonomy places the organism in Eukaryota, Metazoa, Platyhelminthes, Trematoda, Strigeidida, Schistosomatidae.